CUGGCAGCCACACACUCACAUAGCACUGUGGCUUUUAGCAUUUCGAUCAUCCUCCUGGAUCAAUACCUCCGCCGUUACCGUUUCUGCUAUUUCGAUCCCGCUGGAAUAAGAGCGCUCAGGACCCCUGCUGCUGCCUCCUGGAACGCCUGAGACAUGGCACAAGUCCAGAGGGUGCAGAAGAAGACCAGCACCAUGUCCCUGACCAUCUCCUCCUCGUCCUCGUCCUCGUCCUCCUCCCUGACCUCGUCCCGGGAGCUGUCCUCGUGCUCGUCCUCCGUCCUGGCUCAGAGGCACUCCAGCCUGGUGCAGCCGCUCAGCGUCAGCCCGCAGAGGACUCAGAGUCCCGUCUCCACCCUGCAGUACUCGGGGACGGGAGUGGCGCCCGCCUUCGUUAAGGUCCUCCAUGACGUGUCCACGGUGAAGGGGCAGCUGGUGGUCCUGGAGUGCCGCCUCCGAGGGACCCCGCCCCUGCAGGUCAUGUGGUACAGGGAGGACGAGCAGAUCCUGGACUCGGACGACUUCAGGAUACUGCGCAAGAAGGCCAGCUCCGCCUCGGUGCCAGAGGAGCUGUGCACCCUGGUCAUCACCGAGGCCUUCCCCGAGGACUCGGGCCGCUUCAAGUGCGUGGUCAUCAACCCGUACGGCACCGUGUCCUGCUCCGCCUCCCUGGAGGUCUACAACGACCUGGAGGAGCAGCUGGAGAUGGAGACCCUCCCCCAGCAGGAGGCGGCUCCGCCCCAGACCGGAGGGGAGGACUUCAUGAACCUGCCGCCCCCCGAGUGGCCCGACAGCCCUCCUGAGGACAGCGCGCUGGAGGCCGAUUUCCCCGAGCCUCAGCCGGCCAACCACUCCUCUGAGGAAGCGUUCGGUCGCAGCGAGGAGGAGAGUGCCCUGAGCUCUGAGGGUCAGAGGUCACCGGAGGUGGCCACGAGCCAGACCCGUACGCCCAGCCCUCCUCCGCCUCCGCCCUCGCCGCCGUCGCCGGCCGCGGAGAAAGCCGCCGCGCCCAAACUCUUCACCCCGAGCAAGCUGACUUUCGCAUCCUCCCAGUCCGCAACCGGCAACAUGAACCUGUCCGACCUGCCCACCUUCACCCCCAGCGCCUUCCCUCCCAGCGCCUUCAACUACGAGCGGCCGCGGCAUUUCAUCCAGUCGCAGCCGGCGUUCCAGGCGCCCAGCUACGAGAGCGUGCUGAGAGAGGCCCAGGAGAACCAGGACCACAGCCCCGGCGCCGCGCAGACCGCCGUGGAGACGCAGGCCAAGUCCACGCAGAGCCAGUCGGUGUCCAGGUCCAUGUCACAGACUCAGUCCCAGUUACAGUCCCUGAGCCUCAGUGAGACCCAGACCCAGAGCCACACCCAGACCCAGAGCCACACCCAGACCCAGACCCAGAUCCAGACCCAGACCCAGAUCCAGGCCAAUGGGACCGCCAAGUCCUCCCCGUCUUCCUCCAGCCUCAACUCUCCCAUUUCCACGCCAGCGUCCUCCGUCGCCCCUCUCCUCAGCCCCCCCGCCACCGCCACCCCCUCCCCGGCCUCCACCCUUCCCCGCACCACCCUGCGCUCCACCAUCACCCUCACCCCCAGCGUCCCCAGCGCCACCGGCCUCGGCAGCGCCAGCCUGCCCGCCAACCAGGACGUCAUGUCGGCGCCCGCCGCCUACCUGUGCUCCGUGCUGCCCUCCCAGUCCUCCUUCUCGGCGUUCUCCAAACCGUCGCCCAGCCGCUCGCCGCUCUCCCCCUCCAGCCCCCUGCUGCCCCUGAGGGCCGCCGGCUCGCCGUCCUCCCUCCACCAGCAGCCUUUCCCGGUCUCUCCCUCCACCCCUCGCUCCGACCUUCCCGGCUCUCCCUCCGGUGACGGCAGGGCGCCGCCGGCGGUGGUCUCUCUGCCCGCCGGCUACAAGCAGACGCCCAGCAUCCUUCCCAAGCCCAUCCUGAAGAAGUCUGUCGCUCCUCGCCCGUCUUCCGCUCGCUCCACAGACGAAGACAUCCAGGGCUCCAAAGACGCCCUGAUCCAGGAUCUGGAGAAGAAGCUCCGCUCCAAGGACGCCCGGCGGAGAACCGGCCAGAAACUGUCCUAUGAGGAGCGUAUGGCUCGCAGGCUGCUGGGUCCAGACAGCGCCACCUACAUGUUUGACCAAGACGGUCUUUCAGACUCACAGCUCCACCAGCCUGAAUCACCUGAAGGACGACACAAAGGUGGACUCUGGGGGCGGCACCAUUCAGGGACAGACGAGCGGGGCAACGAAGGAUCGGCUAUCCAGGAGAAAUGUUACGCUCCGCGCUUCCUGCAGAUCCCCCCCGACCUGACCGUGGAGGAGGGCCGCUUCUGCAGGAUCGACUUCAAGGUGGGCGGCCUCCCGACCCCAGACGUGUGCUGGUACCUGGACGGCAAAGCCAUCCGUCCGGACGACUACCACAAGAUGCUGGUGUGCGAGAAGGGCAUGCACUCCUUCAUCAUCGAGAUCGUGACGGUGCACCACGCCGGCGUGUACGAGUGCGUGGCCCGGAACCGUGCCGGCGAGAGCCGCUUCACCAUGAGGCUGGACGUCAUAGCUCAGGAGGUUCUCCGUCCGCCCACCUUCAUCCAGAAGAUGUUGAACUCCAGAGCUCUGGAGGGCGACACCGUUCGGUUAGAGUGCAAGGUGGACGCCUCGCCUCCGCCACAGCUCUUCUGGAAGAAAGACAAAGACAUGCUGCGCAUUGACCCCAACAGAAUGAGUCUGUACCAGGACGGCUCCGGGCGGCAGUGCCUGUUGAUAGAGCGGCUGGUGAAGUCGGACGCCGGCUGGUACACCCUCUCUGCCAUCAAUGAGGCCGGCAUGUCCACGUGCAACGCCAGGCUGGACGUGGGCACGCGGACCACCCCGGCCAUGAAGACGGCGCCGCCCGGCUCCAAGACGCUGAAGCUGCUGUCGUCGCUGAGCCACGUUCCCGCCCUGACAGUGGAGAGCCCCGCCCAGCACACGGCGCCGCUGUACGAGAGCGAGGAGCUGUAGGGAGACCCCAUAAGCUGGAAACAUAACUGUGAUUUUAUUCUGUUCUAUUUCUGUACGUGUCGCUAACGCAGUAACGCUGCCAGGUUUCAGCCAAUCGCAGCACUGCUUCUAAUCGCUUCUACCCACAAUCCCUCGGUGCUUGUUUGAAGCGUAGCCUCCCGAUCUGUGUAAAGUGUCUGAAUCUAUUUAUUUGAAGUUGUUCAGCGUGAAACGAGUCGCAGAGCGAGCCGCCGCUCCGGCGCCCGUCUGCGUCUGCAGUGCAGAUGAAGACGCUGCGCUCCACAGGAGAGUCCCGGGCGCCGGGGCGGCGGCCCGCUUCGGACCCAGGACCCAGAGCCCGGAACCCAGAACCCAGAACCCAGAACCCAGAACCCGGGCCCCGUUUACACCUCCAGGCUUCAGGCGAUGGACUCCCGAUGUGUUUUGGGCGUCGGUUUACACGACGGUGACGCUGGAAACACACGGUCUGGCAUGCUAGCUAUAUUGUUUUCUGAACUGUUGUCGUGGAAACGGGGCCUGAGAACAGAGCUUCAUGUGCCGGCUUUCUUCCAGGAUGGAUUCUUCAACUAAAUCCCAGAAAAAUAGUUUUUUUUUUUUUAGCUGCAUGCAAAGUGAAAAUCUGACAUUUAAUCCCAAUAAUAAAUCUCUGAAAGAGGAAGCCUGGUCUCUCUCUGACGUAUUGACUGGUCAGGGGUUAAAGGUCAGAUUUUCUGCAGGUCAGUCAUGUUUGGAGCUGAGAGCAGAAGGUUACAGGCUGUACCUUCAGACUGAGGCCUGUAGGGAGUGGAGUGUUUUCUGUUUGUUGUGUUCAGUUCUGUAUGAAUGAGGAAUAAAGUCUCUGGCCUCGG
This is a messenger RNA of Salarias fasciatus (jewelled blenny), 3845 nucleotides long. RefSeq names its product myotilin (gene myot). Gene Ontology annotation, biological process: homophilic cell-cell adhesion; axon guidance; dendrite self-avoidance. The record is from RefSeq and is a predicted model, not a curated record. Gene Ontology annotation, molecular function: cell-cell adhesion mediator activity. The transcript has 18 exons. Lineage: Eukaryota; Metazoa; Chordata; Actinopteri; Blenniiformes; Blenniidae. Bases 154 to 2997 code for a protein of 947 amino acids. Gene Ontology annotation, cellular component: axon; plasma membrane.